CUUAAAUAAAAUUACUAUAUUAAACAAGCUUUUCUUUAAGGUCAUUUAUAUUUGUUCAAAAUGAACAUCAUAUUUAAACAUGCUAACUCAUUUAUCCUGUUAUGUGUCUUUGUAUUACCUCAAGCAAGAUUAUCCCAAGAAAUGUCGAAAUUUUGCGCAAAUUUAGCGUUCCUUUUUAAAGAAACGCCCUUCUUGGACAGAUACGCGGCCGCCAAACAAGCCGGAUUUAGCGCCGUUGAAUCGGGGUUUCCUUUUGGUUUUUCGAAAGAACAAGUGGUCAAAGCUAAGAAUGCUGCUGGCAUUGAGCAAAUUCUUAUAAAUAUAUUCACAGGUGAUGUUACUAAGGGAGAAUUAGGAUAUGCAGCUCUACCAGGUAAACAAAAUGAAUUUAAACAAUCACUUAACACCACAGUGGAAUAUGCUAAAGCUCUAGGAGCAAGAAAGAUUCAUAUAAUGUCAGGACGCGUGGAAGGUCAAGUAACAGAUGACCAUGAUAAAACCUACAUAGAAAAUCUUAAGUUUGCUUCAAAAAUACUAGAAAAAGAAAACCUACUAGGGGUCAUAGAGCCAAUCAAUAAUUAUUCUGUACCUAAAUAUUACCUCAACUCUUAUGAAAAAGCUGUGAAUGUAUUAAAAAGUGUGAACAGUCCUAACUUAAAGCUUCAAUUAGACAUUUUUCAUCUACAGCUGAUAAGAGGAGAUAUAACACACACUCUUGAAGAGCUAAAAUCCCUUAUAGGGCACAUUCAAAUCGCUCAGGCGCCUAAUAGAAAUGAACCUGACACACCUGGAGAAAUAAACUACAAGUACGUUCUUGGCGCGAUCAAAAAUAUAGGAUACAAUGAUUGGAUUGGGUUAGAAUAUACGCCUUUAAAUGGAACUGUCGACGGACUGGGUUGGGUUAAAAAGUUAGGCUACACUUUGUGAUUUUACUGUUCAAAUAAAUACAGAUUUUUUGUCAUUUAAAA
Molecule: messenger RNA, 968 nt
Organism: Sitophilus oryzae (rice weevil)
Lineage: Eukaryota; Metazoa; Arthropoda; Insecta; Coleoptera; Curculionidae
Gene: Gip
Product: putative hydroxypyruvate isomerase
Exons: 4
Coding region: 61-927 (288 amino acids)
Biological process (GO): glyoxylate metabolic process
Molecular function (GO): hydroxypyruvate isomerase activity
Source: RefSeq, a predicted model, not a curated record